CUGGCUGUCAAACAGGAGUAUCACAACCCUUUGGUACCGCGGUUGUCCCCCAGUAAACGCCCUGGCUCCAGAGGCGUUGUUAUCACCAGUUGAACCUUGACAAUCAGACCAGGAUCAAUGGCGUUCCGGAAAGCCUUGAAAGGGACCGUUAUAAUAGGAACUGGGGCGGCCGCUGCUCUCCUGGGCCUGUCACAGCUGUCAGAAUACAGAAAGACUCAGAAUAAAUGGGCGCGGCUCGCUUAUGUAGCAGCGGAGGGGGAGUUACAGCAGCCGUUUAAAGAUGAACUCCCGACACGGCAGGCCCAGCUCUCCACCCUGCAGAACACAGAGGAAUUUGACGUCCUUGUCAUAGGGGGAGGGGCCACGGGCUCCGGAUGUGCCUUAGACGCUGUCACACGCAACCUUAAGACUGCCCUGGUGGAGAGGAAUGAUUUCUCAUCCGGGACCAGCAGCCGGAGCACCAAGCUCAUCCAUGGAGGAGUGCGCUACCUCCAAAAGGCCAUCAUGAAAUUAGAUUAUGAACAGUACAUGAUGGUGAAAGAGGCUCUUCACGAGCGCUCCAACCUGCUAGACAUCGCACCCCAUCUGUCUGCUCCACUACCCAUCAUGCUACCUGUUUACAAAUGGUGGCAGCUUCCGUACUACUGGGCUGGUAUAAAGAUGUACGACCUGGUGGCUGGAGUCCAGUGUCUGAAGAGCAGCUACGUCCUGAGUAAGAAGAAGGCCCUGGAGCUGUUCCCCAUGCUGAAGAAAGACAAGCUGGUGGGAGCCAUCGUUUACUAUGAUGGACAGCACAACGACGCUCGCAUGAACCUGGCGAUUGCCCUGACGGCAGCCAGACACGGAGCAGCCAUGGCGAACUACACAGAGGUGGUCCACCUGUUGAAGAAGACCGACGCCGGGACCGGAAAGGAGAAGGUCUGCGGGGCACGGUGCAGGGAUGUUGUCACAGGGAACGAAUUUGACGUCAGAGCCAAAUGUGUCAUCAACGCCACGGGGCCGUUCACUGACUCGCUGAGGAAAAUGGACGAUGUGAAGAAUGCUAACAUCUGCCAGCCCAGCGCCGGGGUCCACAUUGUCAUCCCUGGUUAUUACAGUCCUGACAACAUGGGUCUCCUGGACCCGGCCACCAGUGAUGGCCGUGUCAUCUUCUUCCUGCCCUGGGAGAAAAUGACCAUCGCCGGGACAACAGACACCCCCACCGAGGUCACCGCCCACCCAAUCCCUAUGGAGGAAGACAUCAACUUCAUCCUGAACGAAGUCCGCAACUACCUGAGCCCGGAUGUGGAGGUGAGGAGAGGAGACGUCCUGGCAGCCUGGAGCGGUAUCCGUCCUCUGGUCACUGACCCCAACUCCAAAGACACCCAGUCCAUCUGCAGGAACCACAUAGUUCACAUCAGUGACAGCGGACUGGUCACAAUUGCGGGUGGGAAGUGGACAACUUAUCGCUCUAUGGCAGAGGAGACUCUGGAUGCGGCGGUAUCGGCCCACGGACUCGGCGGUGGGCCCAGUAAAACUGUGGGCUUGAUGCUGGAGGGGGGCAAAGACUGGUCCCCAACCAUGUACAUCCGACUGGUGCAGGACUACGGGCUAGAGAAUGAGGUUGCCCAACACCUGGCAGCGACAUACGGCGGGAAAGCGUUUGAAGUGGCCAAGAUGGCCCGGGUCACUGGGAAGAGGUGGCCCAUUGUCGGAAAGAGACUCGUCUCGGAAUUCCCUUACAUUGAGAGUGAGGUACGUUAUGCCGUGAAGGAGUAUGCCUGCACGGCCAUUGACGUGAUUGCCAGGCGCACACGGCUGGGUUUCCUCAACGUGCAGGCAGCUGACGAGGCUCUCCCACGCAUCGUAGAGAUCAUGGGCAAGAUGCUGGACUGGAGCGAACAGAAACGAACGGAGGAGCUGGAAGCCGCCAAGAAGUUCCUGUACUUUGAGAUGGGCUACCGGUCCCGCUCUGAACAGCUGACCAAUACGUCUGAGAUCACGCUAGACACACAGGAAGUGGCCAGGUACACGAAACGCUUCCACAAGUUCGAUAAAGACAGUAAAGGCUUCAUCACCACAGUGGACGUCCAGAGGGUGUUGCAGAAUAUCGGCGUUCAGAUCGAUGAGAACGCUCUCCAUGAAAUUCUCAACGAGGUAGACCUCAAUAAGAACGGCCAGGUGGAACUGAAUGAGUUUUUGCAGCUAAUGAGUGCCGUGCAGAAGGGCCAGGUGUCUGACAACCGAUUGGCCAUCCUCAUGAAGACCGCUGAGGAGAGCCUGGACCUGAGGGGACCCGUGUCUGUGGACCGCAGCGGGGGAGGGGUCUAAGGGGAACCCAUCCGGACCGCCUCAACGAUCAGGACCGGGGUCCGUGGUAGGCCCAUUAGGUAACGGGUGGAUGUGAUGGACCGAUCAACCUGGUGUUUGGCGAUACGUCUUAUGGAAAUACAAGACUGUGGAUGAUGCACGUUUAAUUUUUUAUUUUUUUUAAUUUAAUGUACCAUAGAUGACUGUCUGUUUGGUAUUUUAUUGUGAAGUAAUGCAGUAGUUUGGUCGUAAGACAUUUCUACACUUUUUGUGUUGACAUUUUAAUCGAUUGAGGGAGUAUCUGGCCAGUUUUCCAUGACACUAUUCUCACUACUACAUCAAUGGGUUUGACAAUCAGUGCCUCUGACAUAAUGCUGUAAGUCAUGCUGUUUUUAUAAUGUCAUUGUUGAUUCACCCUUAUGCUCCUUUUAUAUAUAUAUUUUUUUUAUAUAAUUUUUAUUAUAAUAUUGUUCAGUCGUAUUGUUAUGUCUAAUGGCUCUCUUUAUUGUCACUAUCUACUUUGGAUGUAGUUUUUCUCUAGUUUUCAAAUACAAGACUGUGUAGUUUCCCGGUUCCUUGUUCUGCCUUGUAGUAUGGGGCCGGCAUUACAGUAACAUGCUGUUUAUUUCCAAUGAAGUUUCUCAUUUCCACGUCUUUGUUUUGUGACUUUGGUUACUGUAACUCAAUUCCUCACUGCAGUGCCAUUUUGUAAUAAGGCUUUUUUUCCUGGCUCACCGGCGACAGUCAUCUGUAUGGCUGUUGCCUGCUAGCAUACAUUAACUGGGUCUAUCUAAUGCACUUCAGUUACUGACUAAGGUUUACAACGUAUCCAGCUUUAUCAUUAGUCUUUAAAAGAUCUAGGCAGAAUGAUUAUUUUUUUUACUGCUGCUCUUAUUAAUAUAUUAUUCAAUAUGCAGUAUAUGUAAAGAUAUUUAUUCAUUUUCAUUUUAUUCACGUCAUCUUUACGUUAGGUAAAGAAUUUGAGGUAUGUUUCUGCUGAUAAGACAGUAAGUCUAAGAUAGAGGAUUCCAGACACAUUCCGGAAAUCUUCAGAAAAAUGUGCUGCCACAGCGUUUGUUAAUGAACUGAUUGUGUAACUGCCAAGCAGCGGUUACAUUUACGGGAAGUUACAGAACGUGCCUUUACGUAUGGAAUCAUUUCUCUUUUCGCUUUCUGUAUUUGUCUUGAGCACCUUGUAUUUCUCCUCAUAUUAAGUUAUUAUGCACAGCCACAGGGUGAGACAGUAGAAUGUAUGAUCUGUGCCUUGAUUUCAAACAAGGUAUUACAUCAUAUGAAUUUAUUCCUCUACAUUUGCCAUUUUUUUACACUGGAUCUAUCAAUAUUGCAGCUAAUGUAAAGCAUGUAAAGAAAUUCUAUAAAAUCUAUAAAAAAGGACAUUCUUUAUUUUAAAUACAUAAAAGGAACAUUUUAUAUUGUAAUCGGGUUCUGAAUGUAUUUGUCUUAGCAUGUUUGUAAUACAAUUUGUGUGUGUUCUUGUUUUGUCUAGGGGCUGAGAAAAUCAUUCCAGAGGUUCUCGCAGUGUAGUGUUACUGUAACUGAGCCAACCCGUCAGUCAAAUGAUUGGUUAUCUCAGGGGUGUGUUCAGUACAAUGCCAGGACAGUCUGGUCAACGUUAGCACAUGAAAUAUACCCACUGGGCAACUGGAUUUAAAUCCUGUGUUUCUGUGUUUGAUUGUGCCGGCUUGGAUGAAAUUUCAGCUUAAUCCCGAUUCCUCUUCUUUUAACAAACACUGUUCUGUAAGUUGAUCUCCAAAGCUUUUCCGAAACAAACUCCAGUUAUCUAAAUAAAUGUAUCUGGUUUCUAACAAAGUAUUGUUUUCUUUUGUUUUUCUCGCCUCUGUUUUUAUCCUGCUUACUGCUAUGAUUAUUUCUGGACAGAAGCUUGCAUGAUAACUCUCCCAUGGGGAUCUGGGUAUUAUGACUUAACACAAUACAGGAAACCGCUACAUGUUGAACUGUUUUCAGCCAAGGUGUACUGUACGUAACAUUAAGGUUAACACCCUCUUAACCCAUGUUGAACUUCUUAGCAGUGGUUUGUAGGGAUAUUUUCAUAAAAUUUUAUUUCACAUUAACCUGAUGAAGAGUAGACAGAACGUCUCAUGUGAUCACCUGUAUAUUAAUUGAGUGUUAAUUGAUAAAACAUUUAACCAGGACUCAUAUUAUUU
Molecule: messenger RNA, 4475 nt
Organism: Esox lucius (northern pike)
Lineage: Eukaryota; Metazoa; Chordata; Actinopteri; Esociformes; Esocidae
Gene: gpd2
Product: glycerol-3-phosphate dehydrogenase 2 (mitochondrial)
Exons: 18
Coding region: 118-2310 (730 amino acids)
Biological process (GO): glycerol-3-phosphate metabolic process
Cellular component (GO): mitochondrion; glycerol-3-phosphate dehydrogenase (FAD) complex
Molecular function (GO): glycerol-3-phosphate dehydrogenase (quinone) activity; calcium ion binding
Source: RefSeq, a predicted model, not a curated record